This is a messenger RNA of Trichoderma asperellum CBS 433.97, 1056 nucleotides long. The record is from RefSeq and is a predicted model, not a curated record. NCBI's taxonomy places the organism in Eukaryota, Fungi, Ascomycota, Sordariomycetes, Hypocreales, Hypocreaceae.
AUGAAGACUGCACUUCAAAUUUUGGCAGUUUUGCCAUUCUUAGCGACUUCUAUCGUUGCUACUAACCCAGCAACCACUUGCCGUACUGAACUUGGCACGAAAUCGGUAAAACAUGUGUCUACUGUCACCAAAACAUCUACCAGCAGCCAUCAGCCAACCACGACUGUCACUGUUCGCCCAACGGUGACGAGUUACGUUGGUCUGUGGUACACUAUUACUGGAUUUACCACCAAGACGAAGACUAUCACAGAUAGCACUGUGACAGACACUUUUUCCACCACGUCUACGGUGUUUUCCGUUGAGACGGACACAAUUACGGCUACAGUGACCACAACCACAACAAAUACCGACACUGCCUCGUCAACUUCGACCACCGUGACUGUGCAUUCCACUGCGCACCCAGUCACAGAAACCAUUUUCUAUUGGAGGGAGAUUACCAAGACCAAUACUCUUACGUCUACCAAGACUGUUGUUCCCGCUGAUGUUUCAUCAACAAUUACUUCCACUUUCACAUCUAGUGUGACAACCUUCACAACAACCUUCGAGACCAGCACUGUUACAGCUUCCACCACCACCACGGCCGUCAUCCCUGGCCCUACCGUCUAUGACGCGUGUACCGGACUGAAUACGUUUGGCCCUAACUUCAGCAGUGGUGGUAAAUCUUAUUAUGCUGUCAAUGUCGCCAACAACGGACCAGGAGUCGGUUCCGAUUUCAACACUGUGGCUGAUGGCGCUAGCACUGCAACAGACUGCUGCAAUGCCUGCCAGAAUUUCGGAACUUGCGAGACGUUCAUUUUCAGACCAAGGAACAGGAACUGCUUUUUGCUGUACCACCCAGGCGAGACAUGCUCAUCACAGCUUAACCAUCCCAACUUCAUCCUCUCCAUCUCCGGCAGCGACUCUGGUGAAGGAUAUGUCGUUGGUAACGGCAACUGCGGUUACACUUACAGUGGUAACAGUGAUGGCUCAGUCUUUAACGUUAACCACAUGGAACAGCAACAGGAAGUCCACUACUUCAACAUCGAUGUUAAAAAGUAUCUGAGAAAUUGUAAAUAA